Messenger RNA from Amoebophrya sp. A120, 6519 nucleotides. The record is from the annotation of a GenBank genome assembly. Lineage: Eukaryota; Dinophyceae; Syndiniales; Amoebophryaceae.
AUGAACACGAAUUACGGCACAUCAAAGGCCGCGUGGUCAAAUGAAAACGAUGGCGAAGACGGUGGAAAAAUGAGCGGCGGGAAGACUAAAACUUCGGGUGGUGGAGGCCCGCUGGUCGUUCCGGCGUCGGAUUGCCUCUGGUUCUGCGGCGGGGGCGGGGGCGUGGUGGAAAACCAAAACCACGACAUGGGCGAAAUGGAUAAAAAUUCCGGCCAUAUUAACCCAUUCCAUCUAGGACGAGCUGGUGUACUACCUUCGCCGGGUGUUGGAACUACUACAAGCUACGACCACGGGAUCAUGAACCACACAACAACUGCCGAAUCAUCAAGUAGACCCCGGCUUUCCUACAGCAGCACCGAUGUAGUUCUUGAUAGCAGCACCCGUACUGCUAGACCCUCCUCUCAACACCAGCUGCUGAGAAUUUCCACGUCCGGCAAGAACAGGCAGGAGAAUAGCAAGCGCACCGUGCUUGUCAAAUGCAAAAAUGUCUGGGUCUGGAAACUUGUGUUGCUGAUACUUGCGUUGCAAGCUUGCUGCUUGUACGGCAUAACAGCAUGACAAAUUUCCCUCGACUCCUUGUGGAUAUAUUCGUGUUUAGCAUUACAAACUUCCAUCCAGCACGACAAAAAAACUGCUGGCCCAUGGUAUUCAUGCAUUACAGAUCUUGUUGUCCUUGAAGUCCUGCAUCACAAAUCCAGACGCAGACAUAGUUGCAAUGCAUAGUGCUCUUUUCCAGCCGAUUGAAAGUGCACACGCUGCGGAAGCAUCGGACCUGGCGCCACCCGAUUCACGGCGAAAACCGCGUAGAGAGGUUGUUGGAGCUCGCGAUCUACGGCCCGCUGGGGCACCGAGACCCGCAGCUCGAGGUCUACUCGGUGAAUAUUCGGGAUCGGUGCAAGGGCAGUUUCGCGCUGCCGGUGCUGCAAACCGAAGCGAGCCUGGUGUCUGCAAAGAGCUCGCGCUGGCAGGUGCGGAUUUGCGACCGGCAGCUGAAGUUCGAGGCGGACACGUACGAAAAUGCGAGCAUCUGGGUGGACCAAGUCAGGCAAGCUUUGCGAAAAACCGUGGAAAUUCAGUACGCGAACGCGGAAAGGGCCGCAAGGGAAGAGGAGGAGGCUGAGAAGGCACUGCGAGAGGAGCUUGCAGCGCAGCAGCUAGAAUCUACUUCGGAUGACGAGGAGGAGGAGGAUGAUCUACUUCCCUCCAACGACGGACAACGUGAUUGUACUCCUCCAUUGAAAAUAAACACUUCGGCAGAGGGGCAGGAGAACAUCACCUCCGAGGUGGACACCAAAUCUGCAGAGGUGGCGGGCGGCUUGUCCACGCCUGUGAAGACGAAACCGGAAAGCGGCCGGGUGAGUCUCCGGGGCAACUACGAGGGCGGGCCCUGCGAAGAGGAUGAAGCCGGAGGUGAUGUUGUACCUUGCAAGAAAGCCACGAGACUGUCCGCUAAAUCCGCGACCGCUAGAAAAUCUGGAGCUGAAGAGACGAAUUAUUCGGAGCAAAAAACAGGCAGUGCAGCAAAGAAGUCAACGAGCAGCACUUUCUCGUCCUCUCCAGAUGAUGGAGACUUGCUGCACAACAACUCACCUUCCCCAGAGGUGGACAAGAAGUUCGGCACGAAAAUAAAUGCUUCCUCGUCGCCUGAUAGUACCACCACAACCCCGCACGGCAACUCCGCGUCUUCCUCUGUCCGCCGAAAGAAAAAAUCUCGGCUUUCCACAGUCACCAAUAGCACGAGAAGGGACUCGAUAAAGUCCGCCACAGUUGUAGAUGAUCUCCGCCCAGUAUCGUGAGAAAAAACUGUUUCACUGUAGGGAUUUUGCAAGUUUUGCAUUACAAGUUCGCUACGCAUUACAAAGAAAACUUGCCAUGCGAGGAUCCUAAGGGAAAACACCGGUAGAAAUCACUUAUGGUGCAUGUGUAGCAAGACAAACACUUCACUGAUGAAUUUUCUGCAUCACAAGUUCACAGUGAAACUGUUUUCUCUUACGAUACCCAGAACGAUCGACAUUUGACCAGCUGUUUUGGGUAAACCGUGUGGAAACCGAGUACGCGAACCGGCUGUAUUGGCGAAACGUCCGACACAAGCUGUUGGCCGAAGCGAUCGAUGUUUUUUUCGUCCUUCUCCUCUUCUUCGAAUGGCUUGUGGUGCAAAAAUUUAUCUACCGCUUUCUCUGGCUGCAGCACGGGAAGGUGUGGUAUGGGAAAUUGGAGAAGUAUCUGCAGUAUUACAGUGAAAAAUGUCCCCACCCCCAAUUUUGCAAAAAUUUGUGAUGCGAAGUUUCCAAAUGAAAAGCAUGAAAGGAGUAUGAAUCUUUCUGAUGCAGAGUGUAGGCGUGUAUCGCAACGCUUGCAUGACAAGCGCCACUUUUUCUCGGGUCUUUUGCAAUACAAAUUUUUGCUAUUCACGAUUGGAAACAGGUGAUGCUGAUAGAUGCAAGCGGGCAAAUGUUUCAUUUGGAAAGGUUUGCAAUACAAAUGCUCCCAAGUUCGGGGGUGGGGGCAUUUUUCAUUGUAAUAUGCAGAAAAGAUUCUUCUCGUCCCCCGUGCAGAUACCGCUGCUGGACCCCUCUGGCGAUCUAGGUGCGGGCGUGCAGUUUGUCACCAUUUACCCGACUAUCUUGCAAGACGAGGAGGAGGAGGAAGAUUUUCCCCGUAUUAACAAGAACCAAAACUUGAAGCAACCGCACCAAACCUACCCCGAUCAGAGUGCCUCAUCCUGUGCCGGUACAGCAAACCAGACAGCGCAGUUGCCAAGAAGCUGCAGAAGUAGUGACCGAAAACUACACCGAGAGCAGCGACAGAACUACUUUUACCCAACCAUACAGGAGGAAGGGGAGGAGGAGGAAAGCGAUAAUAUUAUUCCUGUGCUGGAAGGAGCCACUAAUUAUACCGGGGAAAGACAUCCACCUGCAUCUGGUCAGCAGCAGGAGCAGGAGAAAGCUGUGCAUUGCGAGAGCAGAGGCCGUAGGGCUGCAAGUGGGCCGGACGCCGGCGAGACAUCAGUUGCUAGUACCAGUACUUCUAACGUUCCAUCCUCCAAAAGAACCUCCUCCCAAAGAACCGACGCAGAGCCGCAGCAGAUGCAGUUGCGACAGCGGCGAAAAAACGCCGGAAGUGGUAAAGUACUUUUGUCUGAAUCAGGAUGUUCUGCGAAGAUUCCUUGCGCAGAGGAGCCAGACGAGCAACAGACAGCCAAGUACUCGGCAGAAGUGCAAGUCCCAGCAGCACAACGUGAUUCACGCAAAGAUGUUGACGGUGGUCAACUGCUGGUAAGAACCAGUGAGGAAGCUCCUGCACGAGUAGCCUCACUACAGUCUUCAAGUGCAGAUCGCAACACGAGAAGGCAAAAUGACUCCACGACCGGCAAGAGUAGCAGCAGCGGCGGUGAUAAUAAGGUUACCAUGCUCCCGAACAAUCGUGCUUGUGGGCCAACGACGUCGUCGAACUCUUCCGAAAAGCCGCAAAAAAACCGCCUUUCGUCGACGACAAACAGCAGUGGCCGGCUGUCCAACACUAUCAACUGCAUUUUACGUAUGAUAUGUCUGCUUCGGUUUGGAACCAAAUGUGUCUGGCUGAUUGUUUCUGAUACAGUUACAGGUGUUUUAGUAUUUUUUACCUUUACCAUUCGUGAAUUAUCACAUGACAAACUCAGCUUUGCGCAGCAUGAAAAAAAACUUACACCUGGUUAUUUUUUUGUCUCAACGCAGAUCCUGCUGGCAUGCAAAAGCAAAUCAUUCGCAUGAUCACAAAUAUGAUAUAAUCCAAAACCGGAUCCUCGACAUAAUACUAACUUUGCUCGCUGCAUACCCUCCUCCUCCUCCAGUGCUGGGGAUAAUCAUAGGCUUCUCUCUACGGGAGCGUCAGGAUUGAAAUCGUCAAAGUUGAAAUAGUUUGUGAUGCAUAAAAUGCAACCCACAAAGUGCCUGUCUUGCAGAGGAGGCAAGGGAGGCAGAUUGUAAGCCUGUUGAGGGGUAGAAAUAGAGGUGCUAAACUAGCAUGACAAGCGGCGUCUUUCCUACCCAAACAGCAUUACAAACUGGAUUUCAUCGGUUCUACCCAAAUUUGUCAUGCGCCACUUGAAAACUAGGCACCAACUGGCAUCCGUUUUAUGCAUCGCAAAUUAUUAUCCAACUUUGUCGAUUUCGGUCCUGGCACUACCAUACUCUCCUCCCCUCUGACCGCCUCGACCUCCUCUCGAAAUUGCGAGUCCGAAGAGGAUCGCAGCCUGCUGGGGCUUAUCAAAUGCAAAAGUGUCUGGGUCUGGAAGGGUACAGCUUGUGAUGCUAAAUCUGGACCGUGAAAAAAUUUGUGUUGCAUGAGUGCCAAAAGCUGUCCACUUUUGACCAAGUUGGGAGUGAGUAUGUCACGCAGGAUAGGCAUGAUACAGAGCUCACAGAAUCUGUCAUGCUAGAUCCUGGAUUCCAGACCCCAUGCGUAAUGUUGAACCUGCAUGACAAAUCUGGCAAUCUUCCCGACCCAGACAUAUUUGCAAUGCAUAGCGCUUUUCCGGCUCGCGGAGUGCGAAAAUUUGGAGCAUGUGAAAAAGCUUUUUCCACAUCUGCCCGUCCGCGGGGGAAUUGAAGAAGAGGAUCAUAUCGAAGAACUACACGACGAGGGCCACAACUCCACUGAAAAUAUUCAACCUGGAAAAAUAUUGAGUGAAGGUUCUUCUUGCGGAGGAACCAUCUUCCUACAGAUCUCCCCCCAGGUGAAUGAAACCUAUCAAAUGUAAAAAUGUCUGGGUCUGGAAGAUUCUGAGAUUUGUCAAGCAUGUUUUGCAUGACCCAGGAUGUCUGUAAUGCAUGAUCUAGCAUCACAUAUUUUUAGAGGCCUUCCUCAUGCCUAUCCCGCAUGACAAAUGCCCUCCCCGCGUACUUAGCACAAACUGGGCACCUCUUUCUGGUCAUGCAAUACAGAUUUUUUUAGCAUCUAAAGUUAGCAUCACAAGUUCCAACCUUCCAGACCCAGACAUUUUUGCAUUUGAUAAAACCAUCGAGUCGACAACUUUCUCGUUGCGACUCGCCUGGACGGAGGAAGUGAUUGUGUCAGCUGAAAAAAAUUCUUCUACUGGAGGGGCCUGUUCAACAUCCUCAACUUCAAGUGCGGCGGAGAAUAAACCUUCGACUGCUGCUGUUUCUUCCAGCGGAGGAUUUGGAGCAGCAGCAGCGGCAGCAUCAAGAAGUGGCACAACAAAUACUACAACUAGACCCCUGGCAAUAUGAAUUGCAAAAGCAUCGUUCUAGUAGUAAUUGCAUUACAAAUUACCUCAGCAUGACAAAUGGAAUUUGUCAUGCUGUUUGAAAUUCAGGACAAGAUUUGUCAUGCAUAAUUACAAUUAGUACGAGUACGAUACUUUUGCACAGGAUAGGCAACCAUCUUCGUGAACACUGAGAUGAUCGAGGAGCCCGCGGAGGUGCUGCAUCAUUUGAGGUACGUCAAGAGCCCGGAUUUGUUGGCGCUGGGGCGUGGUCGACUACGCCACGUCGACCCCUCACGGCCCUCACGAGGAGGUUCGGCGACGAGGGAACAAACUAAAGCUAAACCCAGACCAACCGGAGGUACUAGUACGAGCUUGGAGGCCGCAAGGGCGGCCCAAGAGCAGCUGCAAGGACGAGACCCAGUCGACACGGAAGAUCAAAAUCCGCCUUCGGUGGAUGAGGGGCUGCUGCUCGACACCCUGUGCUUUGUGGAAGAGGGAACUACUAGUAAACACGAUUUUCAGCAAAUGCAAGAGGACCGAAUGUUUGACGUCGUGAACGAAUACCAUCCUGGGGUCGUUCUUCUGUGCUCAGGCGCACCACCCCGAAACCAGCUGCAUCUACAUAGCGCACAAAGCUUCUUUGCGCGCUGGCUCCCGGCUGCGCCGCGAGGCACCGCGGAAAAACUGAACAAACAGCCUCGCCCGCGAGGCUUGCGGGCACUGACAAAAACGGCGCGCAACUGGUGCUUUCGCACUCCUGCAAAACGUGUUUCUUGGCCUGAUGUCUUGUUCGUGUCACCCCUCCGGGAGGGGUACCCAGGAGGGGUAGCCAAAAACGCCCUUUUUUGCGCUUCCCCCGAUGCUACGAGGGGUACCCAAAAAAGGCCUUUCAGGGGUAGCCGAAAGGCCGUUUGCUUCUUUUUUGUCCGGGGGUGGAUCCGGCCUUUCAUUUUCUGAAAUGAGCAAGAGGCGAGUGCGUUCGACGUGGGGCUUGCCAGGAUGUCGGGAACCGCAGCCCACAAUGGGGGUCUAUGGAAGACGGGAAGGGCAAGCCUCUAGAGGAACUCACGGAAGAGGCCGCGGCAUCGUUUGCGAACGGGCGGAGCGUCUUUUUUUCGCCCUAGCCCGCGCCGUGCGUGUGCUUUGCAUUUGCCAGCGCAAUAUUGCGAAGGCAGUUACCUCAUCGCAGGCAAACCCUCUCCAGAGCUUACCGCGCCCGUGUUUUUUUGCCUUUUCCUUAACCCCAGAGGGGCGGCGAGUGUUGUCGGCGUGCGGGGCAACGGGAUGGCGGCCGCAGGGCUCAAAGGUAGCCA